CAACAUUUCAAACUUUUAAAAAUAUUUCAGUACAUUGUUACAUUUUUUAAUCAAAAUUAUAUAAACAAAAAGCAAUAGUUUGAAAUAAAUGAAAAUUAACAAAAUUUAAAAUUUUAAAAGUGCACGCUCUACUCCACUAUCAUUAUGGCUAAGAAAGGCAAAAAGGAUAAGAAGGGUAAAGAUGAACCAGCUGAUGGUGGAAAAAAGGGCAAGAAAGGAAAAAAAGGCCGCAAAAGUGCUUUAAGUGAAGCUGCCUCCGUAGGGAAAGGAAAAAAGGGCAAGGGAAAGGACAAACGAAAGAAGAGCAAAAUGUCAGUUCGUCAAUCGAAAGCGGCAUCGGCCAUGAUUCGUGCUGAACCGGAACCCAUAACACCGCCACCACCACCACCGGAACCUAAAUGCAAUGACAAGAUAAGAUCUGAUGAUCCGUGUCGUUACACAGAGGACGCUUGCUGCAAAGGAGCUGUGGCGUGCAGACCAAACCACUAUCCAGGAAUUUUGGACGAACCUGAACGCAUGGCGGUCGUUGGCUCGGAGAGCGGUAGUUAUGAGAGUCUUUGUAAACUCGUGCGCGCGGGGAUGCGCUGUGCCGAUCGCGUUUUCAUCAUGACGCCUUGGGGCAAUUAUGUGAUUUUUCGCGCACACGAUGAGAAUAACAAAAUAUAUUUCAUAUAUGAUGGUUGUACAUGCAACGUGAAUCGCUUCCGGUAUCUGGAUUUGAAUGAGGGCACCGCAGGUCUGCUUUACUUCGAUUGCGUGCAUUCACUCAUUUCAUACAUGAUGGAGUCCAAAAAGCAACGCAUGUCAUUGAAACGGAUUAAACGCAGUGUGAUCGAUGACAUCUGCAAAGAGUUUUGUGAAUUUGGACACUGAACAACAAAAUGAAUAUCAUAAAACUGGCAAAAGCCUAAACUUGAAGUGCGGCCGAUAAUGUAUAUGACAGAAGAUUCUGUAGCCAAACGAGAGUAAUACGAAAUAAUUUUGGAACAUGUUUAGAUAAAAUUUUCAGAAUAAACCAAUAAAAAAACUGUA
This is a messenger RNA of Zeugodacus cucurbitae (melon fly), 1032 nucleotides long. RefSeq lists its product as uncharacterized. The record is from RefSeq and is a predicted model, not a curated record. The transcript has a single exon. The coding region runs from base 145 to 873 and encodes 242 amino acids. Lineage: Eukaryota; Metazoa; Arthropoda; Insecta; Diptera; Tephritidae.